AUGCGGCCCGCACGGGCAGGGCGCUCCCCUCAGCGAGCGGGGAGCGGCAGCGGGCGCUGGGAGGGAAGGAGUGAAAGCAACAAGGGGAGGGAAAAGAGAGAAAAGAGCAAAAGGAGGGAAAAGAAGGAGGGGACGGAAAAGAAGGAGGGGAGGGAAGGGGCGGGCAGGAUGCCACGGGGAUGGGCUCCGCCCGUGCGCGCACUCGCGCCGCUCUUUUGGCUCUCGGGCCGCGCCGUAGCGCUCCCGGGAGAGAGCGGCAUUGUGCGGCCUCCGGCCCGCUCCGCGCAGGCGCCGGGCCCCAUUCCCCGCCUGGCGGACCCGGACCCGCCGCCGCCGCCGCCGCCGCCGCGUCCCCCCUCCCCUCCCGCGGCCGCGCUCCUCCCUCGCCGCGGAGGAGGCGGCGGCCGCCCCCCUUUUUCCCCAUCCCCAUCCCCCGGUAAGUCACCGAAAGAACCAGAGGGGCGAGGCGGCGGCGUCGGCUCCUCUCCUUUCCUCUCCCCGUCUGCUCCUCCUCGUCUCCCGCACCGCCCGGGGCUCUCCUCCCGCUCCGCCGUUGCCCGCGCGCGCCGCCGCCGCCUCCCCUCAGGCAGCGCGCGCGGAGCCCGCCCGCUCCCCCCCACCCCCCCCACCCACCCCGGGCCCCUCCGCGCGCGCCCUGCCCGCCCCCCCCCCCACCUUCCCCUCACCCCCUCCCCACAUUCUCGGGGUCCCCCCUCCACAUUCCCGAGCAUUCCAGAGCGAGGGAAGGGCCUCUCGGGGCCGGGGGGGCUCGGGGAGGUGUUAUCGGUACCGCGGGAGGGGAUGCGCCCCCCCGGGCAUGGAGCCCAGGCGGGCCCGGCAGCGACGCUGCUGCGGUGGUUUGGGUUUGGCUGCUGCCGAGUUGCGAGAUGA
Melozone crissalis (California towhee) is the source of this 891-nucleotide messenger RNA. Its product is annotated as proline-rich protein HaeIII subfamily 1-like. Lineage: Eukaryota; Metazoa; Chordata; Aves; Passeriformes; Passerellidae. The record is from RefSeq and is a predicted model, not a curated record. The transcript has a single exon. Bases 1 to 891 code for a protein of 296 amino acids.